Triticum turgidum subsp. durum (durum wheat) is the source of this 3432-nucleotide messenger RNA. NCBI's taxonomy places the organism in Eukaryota, Viridiplantae, Streptophyta, Magnoliopsida, Poales, Poaceae. The record is from the annotation of a GenBank genome assembly.
AUGGGGGUGAGGGAGCCCGUGGCGAUGGAGAUACCGGCGGAGGAGGGGGCGGCCGCGAGGGUGCCGCCGCGGAUCAGGAGGAGGCUGCUCGAGGGCAGGGCCAGCGGCGGCGGCGGCCCGGCCAGCGCCGAGGAAAUCGAGGCCAAGCUCAAGGAGGCCGACCACCGGAGGCAGCAAUUCCGCGAUUGGUUAUCCUGCAAAGCAAGGAAGAAGCCACGGAGCCCAUCGUGGUCGUCUCAAGAGGAAGAUUACGGACAGCGCCUUGAAGCCAGGCUUCAGGCAGCUGAGCAGAAAAGGUUAAGCCUCUUGGCAAAGGCACAGAACCGGUUAGCCAAGUUGGAUGAACUCCGACAAGCAGCGAAGAAUGAUGUGGAAAUGCGGUUUGAGAAGGAGAAGGAGGAACUUGAGACUAGAGUCGAGUCUCGUGUCCGACAGGCAGAGGAAAACCGUAUGCGCCUUCUGCAUGCAGAUAUGCAGAAGCGGGCCGCACUGAAGGAGAGAACAGAGAGGUCUCUCGUGCAGAAGGCGACAUCUGAGAGCAAGUAUACAGAGCGGGUGCGAUCUGCUAUCCUGGCAAAGCGUGCUGCUGCUGAGAAGAAACGGUUGGCGUUGUUAGAAGCUGAGAGGAGGAAGGCUCGUGCUCGGCUCAUGCAUAUUCAACAAGCAGCCAUGACUGUAAGCAGCCAGAGAGAAGCAGACAGGAUUAAAUUGAAAGAACAUCUGGAUAGCAAACUUCAGAGGGCCAAGAGGAAGAGAGCUGAAUAUUUGAAGCAGCGAGGAAGUCCGUGCAGUUCUGCUCAUGCCGAUUACAUCAAGCAUGCAGAUUUUCUUUCAAGAAAGCUUGCAAGGUGCUGGAGAAGUUUUGUGAAGUCCAGGAAGACAACACUUGCCUUAGCUCAAGCUUAUGAUGCUUUGGGAAUUAAUGAAAAAUCUGUGAAGUCAAUGCCAUUUGAGGAAUUAGCUAUGUUGAUGGGAUCUCCCACAGCUCUUGAGGCUACUAAGGCAUUACUUGACCGGUUCGAGAGGCGUUUGACUCUUUGUCAGUCAGCAAGUUCAUCAUCUGCAGAAAAUAUUGACCAUCUACUGAAACGCCUUGCGACUCCAAAGAGGAAGGCACCUCCGAGUAGAGACGGAAGAACAAGGGUUGCAGCAAAAAGGCCAGCAAGAACUUCUGAAACAAGCAGGUUGUCUAGAUAUUCACUGAGGGUGGUACUCUGUGCUUACAUGAUCCUGGCUCAUCCUAGUGCUGUUUUAAGUGGAGAUGGUGAGCAAGAGAAGCUACUCAUGGAGUCAGCAGCAAACUUUGUCAGGGAGUUUGAGCUGUUAGUUAAGACAAUACUCGAGGGGCCAGGAAGAGCCUCAAGGCAGCCAUCUCUUGAUGCUGCUGAAUCAUCUAGUUGCCAGAAGUCUUAUGAUGUUGCCAGUCAAAGUAAAUUCAAGACUCAGUUGGUUAAUUUUGACAAAGCGUGGUGCACCUAUCUUUACGGAUUUGUGGUGUGGAAAGUAAAAGAUGCAAGAUCAUUGGAGGGUGAUCUUGUUAGGGCUGCAUGCAAGCUUGAGCUGUCAAUGAUGCAAACAUGCAAGUUAGCUGCCGACGGGCAGUCACACAACCUCACCCAUGAUAUGAAGGCGAUUCAGAAGCAGGUUUCUGACGAUCAAAAACUCCUAAGAGAGAAGGUUCAGCAUUUGAGCGGUGAUGCAGGCAUCGAGCGUAUGGACUCUGCUCUCUCCGAUGCAAGAUCAAAGUUCUUUGAAGCGAAGGAGAAUGGAAGUCCAUUGGCAGCACCUGUUGCAAACGUAUCUACCCCUCUGAGCAUUGAUUCAUCUGGAAAGCUCCCGCCUACUGAGGUCAAUAUGAAUUCCAAAACAGAUGCUGAAGGAUCAAGGUCUGUUGUGCGAUCCCUGUUUGGAGCUUCUGGAGCAUCAAGCAGCACAUCACCAGUGAAUCUGCCAACAGAGAAUGAGCAGAUGGUCAAUGAGAUGCUUCAUGAGGACGGUGGUGCGAUUGCUGGCAAUUCUAAUGAUGCUCGUACCAUUGAGAAGGGUUUCCAAGACAAAGUGAGGGAAACAAUGGAGAAAGCUUUCUGGGAUGUGGUUACCGACUCGAUGAGAGGAGACAAACCUGACUACAGCCAACUGAUCAACCUGGUAAAGGAAGUGAGGGAUUCAUUGCACGACUUGGCUCCCAAGGAAUGGAAGGAGGAAAUCUGUGAGAACAUUGACCUCGAAAUUCUAUCCCAGGUACUCAAGUCAGGCUCCCAGGACACCCAAUAUCUGGGGCAGAUUUUGCAGUACUCUCUGGAUAUGGUCAGAAAGCUGUCUGCUGCGGCAAAGGAUGAUGAGAUGAAGGCAAGUCAUGACAAAUUAUUGAGCGAGUUGGCUGCAAGUUCUGAAGAUAAUGAUAAUGGAGUCAGCUCGUUCGUCAUUGCUGUUAUCAAGGGCCUGCGUUUCACUCUGGAAGAAAUAAAGGAGCAACUGCAAGUAGAAGUGAGCAAGGCAUAUGUUCAGCUGAUGCAACCGACGAUAAAAGGCUCUGCUGGAGUGGAGUACCUGCAGAAGGCUUUCGGCGAUCGCUAUGGACCUCCUGCCAAUGCGUCAGCUUCUCUCCCUGUAACUCUGCAGUGGAUUUCAGCAUCAAAGAGCAUCGUGGACGCAGAAUGGAGCGAACAUCUGGGCUCUCUUUCAGUUCUUCCAGCAGCAAAUCAUGCUCAGCCCCUUGUUACAGUGCUCCGAGCUGGCCAUGGAGCUCCAGCAGCUGCUGUAGCUUCAGCAGGUAGUUCAGGUUUACCUGAAUGCAAGGGAGAAAAGAUUGACAAGCUUGUGAGGGUUGGCCUGUUGCAGCUUAUUAGUGGUAUGGAGGGAUUACAAUUGCAGUCAACUCCUGAGAGCUUCCAUCUCAACUUUCUGAGAUUGAGGGCCGUGCAGGGCCAAUUUCAAGAAGUGAUUGUGAUGUCUACGAGCAUGCUCGUCCUGCGUCAAGUCCUGAUGAGUGAGAAUUCUAAGAUCACUCCUCCGGAGCUGGAGACUGUCAUCUCAGAACUCUUCGGCGCCCUGGUGAAGUUGUUGGACAACUCCCCGGAGGCAGGAACUGAAGAGAUCGUGGAGGCGAUGAUGAGCGCGUCGGCGUCAGCCGGCUCUUUGACGGACGCCAAGAUUCAGGCAAGGAGGCAGAUAGUAACCCGGGUGCUCCUGAAGAGCCUCCAAGCGGACGACGUCGUCUUCAAGAAGGUCUCCCGGGCGGUCCACUGCGCCUUCCGCGGGGUCCUCCUUGGCGGCAGCGGUGCCAAGGGCCAGAAGCUGGCGGAUGCAGCCCUACGCCGCGUCGGCGCGGGGAAGCUCGCCGACCGGGUGGUGAAGGCGGCUGAAGUGCUCAUCAGGGUGGCCACGGUCUCGGAGAAGGUCCAUGGCCCGUGGUACAAAGCGAUCGCCUGA